Molecule: messenger RNA, 1228 nt
Organism: Cajanus cajan (pigeon pea)
Lineage: Eukaryota; Viridiplantae; Streptophyta; Magnoliopsida; Fabales; Fabaceae
Product: protein E6
Source: RefSeq, a predicted model, not a curated record
CAAAGCUUCCCAUCAGUAUACAUAGUUCAUACCAUCUUACUCUCCUUCACACUAUCCAUGGCUCUCAUCUCAAAACUCAUUCCUUUCCUAUUCUUAACAACCCUUUUAUUGUCCCUCCAAGUUAAGGCCAGAGACAGCCAGUUCUUCAGCAAAGUCACCCCUCUCAACAACAACAACAACCUCAAAGAGACAGAAGUUCCUAAAAAUGAAGGGUCAGUAGUAAACAAGCCAGAGCAACAACCAACCUUCAUCCCUGAGACCGAAAACAGCUAUGGUCUAUAUGGUCAUGAGACUGGUCUACACCCUCCCACCACUACCACAAGCAAUGCUGCAUCCUACACAACCACCACCACUUACCAACCAUACAAAACUACCACAGCUGAAGAAGACAUCGCCAACACCAAAUACUCCAACAACAACAACUACUACAACUUCAACAAGGAUGCCUAUAACACCAACCAAAAUGAGUUGAGUGAAACAAGACUCACUGACACUUCUUACAACAACAACAACAACUACUUCUACAACAACAAGGAUGCAUUUGGUAAGCAAAAUGAGUUGAGUGACGCAAAGUACAACACAGAAGGAGGAUACAACUCCAUGGAAAAUCAAAACAACAACAACAAUGGAUAUUACUACAACAACAAUGCUGCCAAUGAGAGAUACUACUAUAAAAACAAUGAUGCUGCCAACAACAACAGGUACUACAAAACUAAAUCUGUCAACAACAAUUACAACAGCGAGAGACAGGGGUUAAGUGACACGAGGUUUAUGGAGGGUGGAAAAUACUAUUAUGACAUUAACUCUGAUGAUAAGUACAACCAGCCAACACAUUAUGGUGGUUCAUCCAGAGGAGUGAACUCCGAGAAUUGGUACAACAACAGGGGUUACUUUGGAAACAACAAUGUGAACUCCUAUGAGAACAAGAACUCCAUGGAAGGUUACAAGAACCAAGAGGUGUUUGAAGAUGACCAAGAGGACUUCGAGCCUUGAGCUUGAAUAAUUAUUACAGCGAAGAGUUCAUUUUGCUUUUGUUUUAGUGGGUGCUCCAUGUUUUACUUUAUAAAUUACAAAAAAUCAUAAAGGGUACUAUAUUAGGAUAAUUUAUUGAGGGGUUUUACUUAGUGAUAAUCUUGUGAAAUCUUGCUUUUGGAAUUGCACAGUCUAUGUGAUGGUUUGAAAAUAUGGCAUGAAGUAUGAAGCAUUUGUAGUUUUUGCUAUCAACAAA